Messenger RNA from Microthlaspi erraticum, 489 nucleotides. The record is from the annotation of a GenBank genome assembly. Lineage: Eukaryota; Viridiplantae; Streptophyta; Magnoliopsida; Brassicales; Brassicaceae.
AUGCUACUAAACAAGGCACCAGUACUCGAGAGGUUGCGUCUCAAGAUUCACAGACUUGGUCCUGAAUGUAAUGCCGUUGAUGUUGGAAUAUGGAUUGACAUAGCAGUUAGUCGCAAAGUGAGUGCGCUUGAACUUGGUAUUCCUUUAUAUAGCCAAGGAUCUAUCAGUUGUUUCCCUCGUAGCCUCUAUUCAUGUGAAACGCUUGAGAGCUUGACACUCACCAAUUACCACUCCUUUCUUGUCGAUGUUCCAUUUGAGGUUUGUCUCCCUUCCCUCAGAAAAAUGUGCCUUAUGGUUGUUGACUUGGCAGUCAAUGCAUCUCUUCAUAGGGUUUUGUCUGGUUGCCCUAAUCUUGAAGAGUUGACUUUAACCCGAGAAGAUUACGCGGGCGUAGACCCGAGUAUGGAUUUCACUAUUGAUGUGCCUUCCUUGAAAAUAUUAUCUGUGAUUGAUAAAGGAGUUGUGGAAAGAGUAGCAACGGAUAUGUGA